Messenger RNA from Lymnaea stagnalis (great pond snail), 803 nucleotides. The record is from the annotation of a GenBank genome assembly. NCBI's taxonomy places the organism in Eukaryota, Metazoa, Mollusca, Gastropoda, Lymnaeidae.
GUCACAAUAGACCUCGUCUUGUGUACACAUGGAAACAAAACCAGGGACUUUCUCGAGUGGCAUCAUCACCAAAACACUCAACUCCAGCUGUAUCUCCAAAGUACAUUGUUAAAACAUCUCCCAGCAUUAUGCCUAUUGGCAGCUCUCCACAUAGGAGAAAAAAUGCAUCACCCGCUCGAGUUGUAAGUGCAUCCCCAAACUGGCACUUUACAAGUUCACCUAAUCGUUUAUUAAAAGACUACCCUCUUAGGAGUAAAAGUAGUAGCACAUACUCAUCAGGGCUCAGUUCUGAAUCUGUACCACCAGCUGAAUAUUCAAUGGUGCAGUCUACAGAUGACAGCCAGUCUCAUUCUAGUGGUCUGGAUUCAAAUCUAAGUGAUUUCAGUGAUGAUUCUGGUCAGGAAAGGAUGCCUGAUGAUUUCUUCCCUGGUACCAAUUCUCCAGCUAGAGAGGAGGAAGAUAAAGGUAUGAUCAAACCUCUCAUGAUGAAGAUUCAGACUCAGAAUGUGAGUGGCUGUAUGUUAGAAGAAGGUCGUGAGAUUCGGGUCGGGGAUAUAGUAUGGGGGAAAAUUCAAGGCUUUCCUUGGUGGCCUGGAAGGGUGUCAAAUAUCACAGUGACGCAGCGAGAUAAUGAUGUCGUGAUAACUCAGUUGGCCAAAGUGGCGUGGUUUGGCUCCAACACCAUGUCACAUAUGCAUUGCUCAGACUUAUUUCCGUUUCUAAAGGACUUCAAAGUGCGUUACAACAAGAAGAAAAAAGGCCAGUACAGAGUUGCCAUUAAGCAAGCCACUAUGGCUGCUCAA